Molecule: messenger RNA, 2253 nt
Organism: Trypanosoma rangeli
Lineage: Eukaryota; Euglenozoa; Kinetoplastea; Trypanosomatida; Trypanosomatidae
Exons: 1
Coding region: 1-2253 (750 amino acids)
Source: RefSeq, a predicted model, not a curated record
AUGGAGGAAAAGGAAGGGAGUGAAGAUGUAAGUAAUAGCCUUGACAAACAAGAACAAGAUGAUGAUGACGAGGCGGGAAUCCCAAGUGCGCGGCACUUAGACAUGGAUUCCGUUAUUUGCAUUGAUGUACUGAUGCUUGCCGCUCUACAAAGUCGAACUGCAUUGCGUUGUUGUCUCUUACAGCGAGAACCUGUUUCACUUACCUGCGUGGAACACUGGCUACGCAUGGACCUUUGUGCCGCAAUGCCAAUUUUCACUACAAUUUGCCGUACGAUGUUAUCUGUCCAUGCAACGGGAGGCGCACGUCUGCCGUAUGAACUACCCAGUACCGCGAUGGACUUUAACCUUUUCUUCGCUGCAUCAUACAUCAACCACCGUCUUUCUACCUACCCCCGGAUGCAAAUGAAUGCCUUACAAGUGGAUCAACGUGAAACCCAUGACAAGGAAUGUAUUUCCUUUGCGGGAGAGCGGAGAUGCAUUGAAACCAUGGAGGCAUUGCUGAAGGUGCGCGUGUUUCCGGCUAAGCGCAUCCUUGUACAGCACUUGAGCUCUGUAGUUGGAAUCCGACUCCUGUUGUGGCUUCUUAUGAAGAUACCAAAGCGACUUCUUCAUUCGUGGGCAUCUGGUUCUGCCGACGAAGAUGCUGUAUUGGGCAGCCACCUCAAUCUUGCUAGGAAAGGGGGACUUGAUGCGAAGUAUUACGAUCAUGACGAAGAAGAAAAUGAAGAGGAGGAAGAAGAGGAAGAGGAAGAGGAAGAGGGAGGAGUUUCAAGGCAAAAGGCUUCCAGUGAUGCUGCCGCAAUUAUUGCGUUUUUACGGCGCACACAGCUGGGGGAUGGAUCCAGAUUUGUUAUUGCUCCUUUUCUACUAGCAGUUGUGAUCGAAAUACGCCGCCGCAUUCAACGUGAUUCAAAAGGGAAUGAACCAUCCAGGUUUACACUCAUGGAGUGUCUUGGGCGUGCCUUGCUGCAGCGUGUGGAAGAUGGUAGGCCUAGAAAAGAUCCGCUGGUGGUGUCAUCCUUCUCACUUCUCCCAGAAACAAGCGCAGAGACUGGUGAAGCAUUGCCAACGCGACCUCGGAUGCAGCAUCUGUACCAAAGUGAUCUUGUCAUGCUUCUACUUGUCUUAACGAGCACACAGUCGAAGCGCCACUUGCCCCCUCUUGGGAAGGGGGACAAAAAAGGGUCUGUAGUGAUUCGAUCAUGCGUGCAGCUGCCCUUUGGUGCCUUUGAUGGGCAUUAUGAACUCUUUGAAUAUCUACUGCGGAAAAAAGCGGAAAGAGUUCGCACCUCAACCGAAACGUUGAAGUCCGGUUAUUUUUGUCUGUUGUAUCUUUGUUUGCUGCGGUUCAAGCAGCUCUCCUCUCUGAAUCUCCUUCUCUCCAUGACCCCACUAUUCGCCGUAUUGGGGCCACACGAUCGCGCUCCCUUUGCUGACCUUGUGCAGGCCUGGAUGCUUGAUCGUGACUUGACGACAGGGCAUCACCUUGACUUGUUUCUUGACACCUUCUGGAACGAACUUUAUUACCGCUCUCUUGAGAGCCAAUUUGAUUCGGAUACAAUCGCCAAGGGGCAAGCAUUGCUUCUGUUCGAUAAAAUGAUGGAACGACGCAAGGCAUACAUCUGCACACUGCAUCAAAUGUGUUCUUCAGUGCGUUUCCCGUCCCGAAUCUCUUCUGACGCAAGUCAAUCGCGGAAGUCGGUCGUGGAAGGUGUGUUUCCUUUUUCCCCGCAGGGGGCGGAUUUGCCCAACACGUGGCCAUCUUCCCGCAUAAAGCGUGGAAGUUUGGCAGUAUACGAGCACAGUGAGGAGUCUUUGCAAGCGGAAGAGCAAGUGCGGAUGGCAUUUGAGUCUCUCUCGGUGGCAUCACGUACAUAUCUCAGCCCUGAAACACUCUAUACCAUCCUUUUCGAUGAACCUGUUCACAACAUAGGUCUUGUGCGUUACUUGAUGAUCCGCUGUCGUGUCGUAACAGUCUGUGCAAAUCCGCUAAAGGAAGUUCAAGUGCCAGCGAUGGAGUAUGCCCUGCGCUCAGGCAACGAAGGUGUCAUCAGGGUACUGCUUGGGAUCGGGGCUACACUUUACGAUUAUCUCGAUGGUGGAACUGUGGAGCAGGACGUGUUCUUGUACGAGGCAGCUUCAGAAAAAGAAGUAGCUUCACUGCUUGACAUGUGGAAGAAACGAGAGGAGCAGCGACAAGUAGACCCGUUGGUCUGCUACGGGAUUUUACGUACGGUGCGAAGCGCUGAUUAA